UCCAACUUCCUGUGUGAUGUCAUGGUUGAGAUUGGUUUAUUACUGCAGCUUCUAUACUGAGUUUGUGGCAGCUGAGUUGGAAGGAAGAUUAGUGCCGGUGCAAUUGGAGACGGCGGUAUAUUUUUAACAUAAGGAAACAAAUUGCCGUUAGGUAGCAGACGGAAGGAAAAAGGAGAAAUACCGGAGAAGCAAAGCAACAUCAAAUUAUUUUGUCAGAACAGCGUGCAUGCAGGUCUGCACAGUGGGGCCCAAAGCGUGCAGCAAGUUCUCUGAGUUUGUUAAUGAGACUUCCCCUAAAGGUUCGUCACGCCUCAGCUGCACUUCUGGGAACUCAUGGACAAGAGACAAGGAAAAGUGAAGAAAAAACCUAACUUAAAGAUCUCUGAAGAUGUCUUCAAUCAGCCAAUUACCAGCCCAACGCCACCCCGAGACCUGGAUUCAAAAGCUUGCAUUACAAUUGGAGAUCAAAAUUUCGAGGUGGAAGCUGAUGAUUUGGUGCCUAUCAAUGAACUGGGCCGAGGAGCAUAUGGAGUGGUGGAGAAAGUGAGGCACGCACCCAGUGGAACCAUAAUGGCUGUGAAGAGAAUCCGGGCAACUGUGAAUAGCCAGGAGCAGAAGAGAUUACUAAUGGAUCUCGAUAUCUCAAUGAGGACUGUUGACUGUUUCUACACCGUUACAUUCUAUGGAGCCCUGUUUCGAGAGGGUGAUGUGUGGAUAUGUAUGGAACUACUGGAUACCUCACUGGAUAAAUUUUACAAAAAAGUCAUCGAGAAAGGGAGAACAUUCCCAGAAGACAUUUUGGGAAAAAUAGCUGUGUCUAUUGUGAAGGCAUUAGAGCACCUGCAUAGCAAGCUGUCCGUGAUUCACAGAGAUGUAAAACCUUCCAAUGUUCUCAUCAACAAAGAAGGUCAUGUGAAAAUGUGCGACUUUGGCAUUAGUGGAUACUUGGUAGACUCGGUUGCCAAAACAAUGGAUGCUGGAUGCAAACCAUACAUGGCUCCCGAGAGGAUUAACCCAGAUCUGAACCAGAAAGGAUACAAUGUGAAAUCUGAUGUCUGGAGUUUAGGCAUCACAAUGAUUGAAUUAGCAAUCCUACGGUUUCCGUAUGAAUCCUGGGGAACACCAUUUCAACAGUUAAAGCAAGUUGUGGAAGAACCUUCCCCGCAAUUACCUGCAGACCGCUUCUCCAAGGAUUUUGUGGAUUUCACAGCACAGUGUUUAAAGAAAAACCCCAAAGAUCGAAUGAACUACAUUGAUCUUAUGGCGCACUCCUUCUUCAAAAUACAUGAUGCCAACAAAACAGACGUUGCCUCCUUUGUAAAAGAGGUUUUAGGAGAUGAUCCUAUCUGAUGUCUGAGGAACUUAAAAAUAAAAUUGAUAGCUUCUUUGUUCUCACUUAUCCAAUGGGAUUUCUAUUUAAGAGUGAACCUAGUUACUUAAGAGGCGGUUGAGUUUAUGGCUAUUUGUGUAAGGUGCUUUAUGCCAGUCAUACAUCUCUGCUACACUUAAAAGAUUCUGAGGUGUUUGUUUGUACCUUUUCUGAAAAGCCAAGCCAGCACCAGCUGUAAAAUCCAAACCUGGGACUUGUAACUGAAAAAGCAAAUCUAAGCCCAGAUGUCCAACCAUCAGCGGGAGAAGAGAAAAUCCUCUCCCAUUUGUAAACCUGGCCUGGAGAUAAGAUCAUAGAACCCCCUACAGUGCAAAAGGAGGUCAUUGGCCCAUCGACUCCACACCAAUCCUCCAAAGAUCAUCCCACCCAGACUCAGCCCCCUACCACAUCCCGUAACUUCAUAUUUACCCAUGGUUAACCCACCCAGCUUGCACAUGCCUGAACACUACAGGCAAUUUAGCAUGGCCAAUCCACCUAACCCACACAUUUUUGGACUGUGGGAGGAAACUACAGGAAACCUAUGCAGACAUGGAUAGAAUAUGCAAACUCCACACAGACGGUUGCCCGAGGCUGGAAUUGAACCUGGGUCUCUGUGAGGCAGCAUUGCUAAAUACUGAGCUGCCAAAGAUGGUCUUUGAGUCCCUGUCUCUAAUCAUGCUGUUUGAUUUUCUCAAUUCAAUCCAAGCCCAAGCAGCCAUAAACUCUUGGUUACUCCACUCUUGGUCAGAUUAGUAUUGACCAUUUGUAUAUAGUUAACUGAAAACAGCCUGGUUGUAAAGAACAGAAAAAGGAAAAAAGCUCUUAUUUUUGACAGAUACAACAUAUACUCUUGAUUAUAUUUAUCUUUGUUGCAUGGUUUAUCAUUCAGAGUGUCACUGAUGCGUUUAAAUGUGUAGCACUUCAAAACUUUUCAAGAAUCUCAAAGUAGACCAGUUACUGUGAAAACUAGCAAUUAAAAUAGCUGACUGUGAAAAGGUGCCUGAUUUGGUGAUCCUAAGUAGUAACUGAAGAAAGAUCUUAGUAAUCGGUCCCUCACCUCUAGUCGUUUUGUGUUUAAAGGUAUGUAUUCAAACAUUUAAGUAUCUCUUGAUGAUUGCAAUCAGAACAUCUAGGUCAGGACAAAUUAAAUAUUUCAAAAAUAUGAAAUGGCAAUAAUUUUCAUGGGAAAAUUCUGGGCCUGCACUCAAUUUUGCAUGGUAGAAUGGUGCAAUGAGAAUUCAUUCUUGCUAUUCCAUAGGGUUAUUCAAAUUGUACCAACAUUUUUAAAAUGGAUUUGUGAAAGGGAAAAUGUUAAAUGGAAUCCAGUUGCUUCUAUAUGCCAUAGAAAAUGAGGACAGCCUUCUCCUGUGACACAGAAACACACUCCCUGGUACUCACAUUAGUAUGGACAUGGCACCUGUUUUCCAAAUACUUAGUUUUGUGGAAGGAUAAGGGGAGGAGGCAGAGGGAAUUGGUAGUGAGGCUGUCAGUUAAGGAGGAAAUGCAAUAAGAUAUGUAAAAGGAAAAAUUUAAUCAAACUCUGUAGUGCUCUACAAAAGUGUACCACAACUCCUCCUGUUCUGAAGAUACUGCAAUGGGAACAAACAGGAAUUACAUCCUUCAGGAGUUGAAAAUUAGAUUAUACCAAAAUUAUAAAAGGAAUUUGAUAAAAAUUUGGAGCUGACUGGGAAUGAGCAAUUCCAACUACAUUACUCUUAUUGCAUGUGCCAUUUUAUUUUGCCAAGCUGGGCUACUCAUGUUGCUCGUGUUUAAUAAGCAUUGUUAAUGAGUUUUGAGAUACCUGCUGAAUUUGUGUGCCUUUCAUUUUGAGACCUACAUCAGGAAAUCACUGACUGGGUACAAUCUGUGAGGAGUUGUCAAUGCUGUGCUGCUUUUUCUUAAAAACAGACUUCAGAAAUGGUUGCUCCACGUACUGUAACAGUGUUAUAACAUAGUUAUGUCAACAAAAAAUGGCCUGUAAUGAAGAAAAGUCCAUGUUUUUAAGCACACUUUAUAAAUCUAAUGUUACUGUCAAAACUGUACAAGAUAUUUUUUAAAAAAGACAUACACAUUUAUUGAAAUCUGUAUUGUCAGGAAUAAUACAAUCUCGUACCAUUGAAAUUCUGUACUUUUAGUAGAAUUGUGUGAUAUAGAGAAAGACUGCAUAGCUCCUUUAGUUACUUGGUUAAUAAAUGCACUGCCUUGUGCCAAACUGAGCCAUAUGGACUGGGAAGAUCUCAGGCUCAAUAUCUGAUCUGUGCAGAGUUAGCUAAUCUCAACGAGGAUGGUAGUAGGAUUGUUAUUUACGAUACAGUUGGGUCCUUUUUUGGAGUCAACUUCAUAAACACUUUGCUUCUUAAUGUGUUACAGUCAUUAGCUGUAAGAUGGCUCAGCAAGUCUCACAGGUAGUUGAGCCAGAAAGAUUGUGUCCGUUUGCCUUGCUAUGUUAAGUUAACUUACUGUAUCAGAGAUCCUGUAAUUGGCUUUAAUAUCGUUGUGUUUGGGCGAAGAAAUCAUUUACAGGUCCCAUACCAUUGGCUUUAGGACAGUCCAUCCUUGAAUGCAAUUGGAUGAAGUUUGAGUGCAGGAACACUCAGUUAUGUCCCGACAGUCAAAUAAUCUACAUUGUUCCACAUCAGUCUUCACAUAAGAAAUUAUAAACCACUUCUUUGGAUACCAGAAGGCAACUAAACACCUGCCAGUUAGCAUCCUCACAGAACAGUCAAUGGUCAAGAAAUUGGAUUGUGUCUGAAUUGGGGUGCAGUAUUUGCACCUAAAAGGACAGGUGGCAAAACGUGGUAAAUUAGUGAAAUAAAUAAAUUAGUAAACUAGUUGGCUUCUGUUUGAGGUAGGGAUGUCAGCAGCAGAAAUAGCUCUGCUGCUAGUUGAAGUGUUUUGAAAGGCCUAGGAGAGGGCUGAAAAGCCCUUGAGUUAUGCAGGGGCAGACUGCAGCCCACCUAUUUAAUGAUGAGCUAAGAAGAGCAUUUCCAAAAUCCCUUGAAGGAAUUGGUUUGCUUACUAAGUACCCAAAGUAACUGCAGUAUUCACGUCACAUGCUAUGGUCCUGCAUAAUUAAUUCUGCAAAGAAGGCCUAUGCAAAGGGCCUAAUAUCAAUUUUAGGUGCGCACUUUGGAUGCCCAAGCAAGAUUCCUAAUCAGUAUGACCCUCUGUCAUUUUAUGAGAGUUAAACAGGCAUAGCUCCUUUUGAACUUGUAGGCCGACGCUUUCAUGACUUUGAAAAGUAAAAGUAAUUGUCUUUUUUAUGGUUUAAUUCCCAAUUUCAUCAUUUAAUACUUAAAUUAAUUCAAUUUACCAAACACACAGCUUCUUAAAAUUCUAGAUAGAUAUUGAGCAUACUUUUAAUGAUAGGACAUGCAUAUGAAUUUUAAUGUAAAUGUUGCUGACCCACCGGCUUGUCACACUGAAAUGUUCAGAUGGGACAGCCUGGUCAUUGUAAAUGUCAAUCAGUUUUUGCCAGUUAAUCUUUGCUAAAUUAUCAUUUCAUUGGUCUUAAAGCUAAUCAAUUCUGGGAAUUGUGUAGAGUGUUCAUUAAAUGGCUUUACAUUGAGAACAUACUUGAAGCUUUGCAAAUUAUUGACACUUAUUUUUUAUACUUUAUAAACUAUACAGAUAUCUAAUAUGGCUAUAUCAGCUCUUAAAAUUUUCUAGUUACUCAAGAACUUAAUGAACUUGUAGAUGAAUAAUAAUAUUUGAUUUUCUUACUGAGAAAUGGUGGAGUAAAUGUACUUGUAAAAGAUCUUUUAUUGAUUCUUUUUAAGGAAAUGAAUUCUAUAUUUUUGUGUCCCUUGUUUUAAUGUGUAUUCAGAAUAGGAAGUAUGAUGGAACAGAUUUGCAGUGUUUCUCAAUGGUUGCUCUAAUGUAGGUGCCAUAACAAAAUUCAUAGAGAAGAAGGAAGGGAAGAAGGAUUUUUGAAGGCAAAAUCACUACAAUAACAAACUCUGAUUUGGGUGUGAUGCUGGUUUUGCAAUUUCAAAAAGGUCCAAUUUGACUCUUGAGUCAGCGGAGAGCAGUAUCAAGCAGGGUAUAAAAGUGUUAUUCUAACAACCCUCCAGGCUUACCAGUAGGUGAAUUAGCCUAAAAUUGGCCCAAAAUGUCUUGUUGAUGAAUGCAAAUGUGACCUGUAAAAAUUGGCAGGAACGGACUAAUCUGUUUACUGAUAGUUUCUGGACAAGCGGUUAACAUAUGAUGGCAAGAGUGGAAGGUACUAUUAAUACUCUUUUUUUUCUAAGAGUUUUUGUUUACUGAAGAGUUUGAAUUAAUUGGACAUUGGGUUGUGUGACUUGUGCAUACCUAAGUAAGAUAGCUAAAGAUUAUGGUUUGAAUCUUACGUUUUUUGGCUAAGUGCUACUAUUGUAAAGUUUCACGACGUCCUAGGAGGACUUGUUGUUGUAUUGUCCCAAAUUCAUUUUGCUACUCCCCCUCCUAUGAUGCCACUUUUGCCUGAUCCUAGUUUAACUGCCACUCACUAUUCCCAGAACAAAUGAAUACUCAGUGGGUAUCAACCAAAACACUGGCAUCCCUAGCCCCUGCAAUAUCUUUGAAAGGCCAUUGCGCAACAUGCACAAAACCAUGCUGGUGAAGCUACAUUCCCCUCUCAUACCAGUUGUUUUAUCACCAGUCCACUCAGUUAACCUGUCCUUAGUUAUAUCCUGUCUAAAUAUCCUCUCAAGUCACUUCUAGUCCGCCCCCAGUGACCACUUUAGACCCAAAACUUCUCAUUGUUCCAUUGGGGAUCACCACAUACAGGUAAGCAAUAGGACAAUUCCAAAGAUGAGUUUAAUUUACAACCAGCAAAAGCGAACACAAACAAAAUGAAUACAGGCUGUAGGAUGCCCUCACAAACUAAAAUGCCAGUCUGAUGACCAAUGACUAUUUCACAUUCCAUGACUGUGUUUGCUACAACCAGCUCUUGUCGACUGGAACUGGGUGUAAAUCCAGUCCCAUUUGGCUUACAGCGCCCAUUGCAGCUGAGCUCUGUCAUGUACAAGGAGAGCUUCCUCAUCCACAAUGUUAUUGUGCUUCUCGUGUUCUAAAGACUGCUCCCAUUUCCCCAGUUCCUCAGCAUCCAGCACAUUGGCUCAUUGACUGCUUCAGUUGUGCAGUCUGUCUGGACUAUACUGGAGGCUGCCUCAGACAAAUCUAAGCAGCAGAACUCCAUCUUCAGCAACCUUCAGUGUGCUCCACUGACCCUAAUCGAAACUUGGGUGGCAUUAUAUCUGCAUACCUCAUCAAUUGGACAUGUUGCAAUGGUGUCAUGAGGUGUGGCACAGUGGGUAGCCCUGUUCUCCCAGUAGUCCUUGUAGGGCCCUUGCACCCUAGAAUGCAGUGGGUAAAUGAGGGCUGCAGUAUGUAGGAGUUGUGGAAGCUGCCAGUGAGCACACCUCCAGGAAAUGGUAACAGUAAUCAUUGAUUAAUCCAAAUGAAACCGUUCCUGUUGAUGAAUUCCACAGUGUUGUGGUAUGGCCAUUUCAGUGCCAUGUAUGCCCACAUUGGCACCCAGCAGUACCCAGGAUGCAGUACUGACCUCAUUAUUGGGAAGCAAAAUGAACUGGUGUGAUCUUGCACAGAUGACAUUGGUCACUUUCCUGAUACAUUUGUGGACGUGUGGCUGAGAAAUCCAUCAUACAUGCAGCUGAGCCUCAGCAUGUGCACCAGUUGGGUAAAUGUACCACUUCAGCUGAGUACCAACACACAGAACGUCAUAAAGGGAGUAGCUGCUGUGUUCUGACUCCUAGGCUUUGUGUUUGUCUCUUCCAUAUUCUGGCAUCCAGAUGUGAAUCCUGUGUUUCCACCCAUCAGUCUGAUGACUGACAGACUCCCCCAGGUGUUGUCCCAGCCAUUUUCCGGUUGCGUUUAAUAUUUAAUGAACAGCAAGUGAUGACAGGGAACACAGGUCAGGGUGGAAAUGUUUAGUGUCAGGUCCUACCUGAUUACCAAGUAACCCUCCCAGUGCCUCCAUACCCUUUUUACCUUGCAUUACCACUGCAUCCCAUUUUCACCCUUCUCCUCUUCGUCUUGUUCCCCCUCUUUUCCCCCCCCCCGCCCCAAUAGGUGGAGAUUCACCACAUUGAACUUUGCCCCCAACAUUCCUCCUAAGCACCGAUAUUACACCUCACCUUUGCCCACUGUGGCCCUCUAUCAUCCCCCUGUAAAGGCAAAAAUGGUGGAUGCUGACAGUAACCCCUUGUACCUUGACAUCUGCCCCCCCCCCCCAAUCAUCGUUUUUGUCCGCCCUGUCUAAAUGCCUCUGCUUCCCUCGUCAACCUCGACUGCCCCACCCUUUCUGUCAAGGUGACUCCGUUUGCCCUACAGCCCCUCCUUGUAUCUUCCUCACUGAUGAGUACACGGACCCCUUGAGUAUGUUUACACCAGAUCCCUGACAGACUUUUAUGAACAACCGUAGACAUAACUGACCAAACUCAUGAUCGCUGUCUUUGCAGCUCCCCAACUGAUGAUGUAUGAUUCCCCUGGCUACCGCUGAUGGCCUUAUAGGACUGACCAUUGCCCAGUCCGCAACUACAGUCAGACAUCUCCCCUGACUGUGACUGGCCUAAGUAGAUGACUGACCAUGACCAAGUCCCUGGAAUAUGUAUAGACUAUGCCUGUGACUGAGAUCCCGGUACUGGUCACAGCCCCUCAGUAUCGCUCACCGUAGCCCAUGUCAUUCACACCAGUUUAAGAUUCCGUCUUACUUUUUUAUCAAAGAAAUUGUUUGCUUCAAUGUUACACCAUCAGAAUGGCAAAUAACUGCACAGCAGAUCGAUCAGUACAUAAAGGAGACUCAGCUGAAUGCUUCAUUCGCAUGCUUUGUGCAUUUGUUUCAGUGGUUUGACUCACUUGCUAAAGUUCAUCUCUAAGUAACCCAUGUGAAAGUAGAGAAUUUUUCAUUGCCCCAGGAGAUUGUCCUUCAUUUGUAGCAUUAUACAGGAAAAUUAUGUUCAGUAUUUUUGUUGGGUUCAAGACUGAAAAACAGCCAAAUUUUAAACAAAUGCUUUGCAUUUUCCAGGAAAACACUAUUUCCAUACAUCUAUUUCCAGAGCCUUUAAAUAUUUUCUAAUCAAAAUCAUGCUUUAAAUGAUUGCUCAUCAACAGUUGAUGAGUAUUCUUUUAAUAUUGCUAAUUAUUUUCUGAAAUGUUGCUAACCUUCCUGAAGUGAAAAAAAUGAUUCCUUGAUAGAGGCAUUAUAUUAUAGCCUGUCAUGUAUUGAUGUGAACAGAACAUGUGAAAAUUUAGAUAAUUCAAAUGCUUACUCCCUAAGAAAUGUCCUAUGAAUGAAAUUUAUUGUGCAUUUCCAGUUGAACAGAUAGAUGACUGAGUGCCUUCAAAUUGCUGUUAACUUCGAAAAAUAGUGAAUUGGACUUGAAAAUCUUCCUUUAUUGGCAUAUUCUUUCCAAGUCCCUUUUAACCUAUUAAUAGGAUAUACAGGAGUUGGAUAGAUAUUGGUCUAAGAUUUGGAUGUAUCUGUUAAAGAUAUUUUUCAUUGUGUUAUGCCUGAUUGAACCAGGAAGAGGGAAGAAGUGAUUUGCUGCAGAGAGAAGAUACUUGGUUUAGGUAUUGUAUGUUCACCAUCUGGCUGUUUCCAACACUGAUAAAUAGUGGGGCAGUCUCCAAUUCGAAGCCAUCAUGAGGUCAAAUUAUUGAAAUCCAACAAGAGUUAAAUGAAUUUUGUUGAACUAUCAAAUAUUGACUGACCCAUCAAUGUCUGGUCCAAAACCAGUUCAUGUCAGUUGAUUCGUGGGCAUUUAAUGUUUUUUUUGUUUCCAUCAUAAGCACAUCAAAGAGACCUACACAAGUUGACUGUUGGUCUCUCAAAGGGGCCUUUCCACCCUUCCUCAAAUGUCACGCUCGCAUGAAUACAGUCAGCUGCUGUCAGCCCAAUUUUUCUGCCUUUUUUUUUUAAAGUUGGAGUCUCCAGAAGUUUAAUUUUCUUAUCAUUAAAGGUUGGCAAGGGGUACUUUUAAUGGCUUAGCAAAUGCAUUACUGUGCUCUAACAGUAGCUUAGUCCACUUUCAGGUCCUGGUUUGUGUCAACAGGCUGGCAGUGAUACAACUGAUCUCCAUAGAACUGCAUUAAUGAUUAGGCCAAGAGAUCAGAGCUUUGUUUCUUUUGCUAGCUGCAGUAUAGGGCUAUAUGCCACUUAAAAUCAGAACUACACAUCCAAGAAAUAGAGUGGAAAGGGAAAUAAUCACCCAAUUUUUGGCUUGUAUGCAUGGUAACAGACUCUGCACCAUGAUCCUGCUAGAGGUUGAGGGCAUGUUAAUAAACUGCUUGGCCUUUGCUCUAGUGAUUUACUUAAGCCAGUUACACAGCUUGUUUUGAUUUUUCAAUUGCUUUUGAUUUUGCGUGGUAAUACACGUGCAAAGUCAUGAACUACGAGAGGAUAUCUAGCUGUUGCUCUAUUUGUGGUAUAGCAACAGGUUGGUGUAAAGUCACGGUUCAGUUAUUCCCAGAAAAGGAUUUUAUUUUUUAUUCUCCUUCACUGAGAGAAACUCGCAUGGUGGCAUUGCACAUUAGAUCUGACAAAGUGGCAUGCCCCUAAGUAUGGAUUGGUUUCUGUAUGUACAGCAACAGUCUCACCUCCACCUCUCAUCAUCCCUUAAGUGUCACCGCAACUCUUCUGUUUCUUGGUGCUUUAUUUCAAAUUGUGUGCAAUAGGCACCGAAUGUUCUGGUUCCCCUCAUGUAACAAAACCUGUAAACUUUUGUUUAUAUUGCUGUUUUAAUUCAUUGACACAGUAAUUAUAACACAGCUGGUAUGUGUGCCUUGCCUUGUAUAGCAACACACAUACUGUUCUGCCUUUUCCACUGCAUGGGAAGCAUAGUGGGUCAUGUAUUGAUUACAUGUGAGGUCCAGUAAUCUUGGCUGAAAUGGUGCCAUUUACUUCACCUUUUGUGUUUUAAUUCAAUAUUGCAAUGUUUUGACACUGUAUAAUUUUUAUUUUGCUGACUAGCUGUCUUGCUGAGCGUGUGUGUUAAAUAUGAUUGGGAUUAGCUCUGAGAUUAUAUGGUGUGCCAGUUCAGAGGCUGUUAUGCCAGUGCAGUUUUUUUUCCUUGCCAAUGUACACAAAAUUAAAAAAAAACAUUUUUUAAACAA
This is a messenger RNA of Rhincodon typus (whale shark), 10483 nucleotides long. It is a transcript of the gene map2k6, whose product is annotated as mitogen-activated protein kinase kinase 6. Bases 334 to 1350 code for a protein of 338 amino acids. The record is from RefSeq and is a predicted model, not a curated record. Gene Ontology annotation, biological process: protein phosphorylation; MAPK cascade. The transcript has 12 exons. Gene Ontology annotation, molecular function: MAP kinase kinase activity; ATP binding. Lineage: Eukaryota; Metazoa; Chordata; Chondrichthyes; Orectolobiformes; Rhincodontidae.